Molecule: messenger RNA, 2393 nt
Organism: Epinephelus lanceolatus (giant grouper)
Lineage: Eukaryota; Metazoa; Chordata; Actinopteri; Perciformes; Serranidae
Product: alpha-1A adrenergic receptor-like
Biological process (GO): cell-cell signaling; phospholipase C-activating G protein-coupled receptor signaling pathway; adenylate cyclase-activating adrenergic receptor signaling pathway
Cellular component (GO): plasma membrane
Molecular function (GO): alpha1-adrenergic receptor activity
Source: RefSeq, a predicted model, not a curated record
CUGAGAGACAGACAGAUGGAUUCUGUGUCUCUUUUCUUUUUUCCUUCCUGCAGCUGAAACUUUCCCACAUGAAACACUUGGACCAUAAAAGGACACACAGACCCGUGACCCGCUCCCGCAGCCGCACUUUCGCCCGAGGAGGAGCUCUGCGGGCCGGCAGCGGGCUGUCAGAGUGACCGCCCCGGAGACACGGAGCUGACCCGCGCCUCCACCUGCUCCACCUGCUGCAGCUGCGCCAGCCAUGGGCUUUAACCUCACACAGCACCUCGGAUUCUUACGGAUUUUUACCGGCAAUUACUCGGAUGUUUUAACCAUUAAGACACUGCCGCUGUUUCUGCGCCAAAAUCUGCCUCAAUAAGAGCGCGCGCACACUUUCACUGGUUUUAAUUAAAUAUUCAUGUUUUUAAUGUAAAAUAUAAAAACCCGUAAACAACCCGUGUUUGUACCCGGACCUCCUUCAGCAUGAGUCUGUGGACCAACGGCUCCUCUGCGGAUCUUUACCCCGGGACUCAGCCGCCGCUGCCGGGCACCAACUCCUCCUCCAACCGCACCGACGGCUCCCCGCAGCACCACGCCGCCCCGCUGGACCUGAGCCGGGCGGUGCCGGUGGGCAUGGUGCUGGCCUUCUUCAUCAUGUUCGCCAUCGUGGGGAACAUCCUCGUCAUCCUGUCGGUGGUUUGUAACCGACACCUGCGGAUCCCGACCAACUACUUCAUCAUCAACCUGGCUAUCGCGGACCUGCUGCUGGGGACCACCGUGCUGCCGGUGUCCGCCACGCUGGAGGUUCUGGAUUACUGGGUGUUUGGUCGGAUCUUCUGUGACAUCUGGGCGGCGGUGGACGUCCUCUGCUGCACGGCGUCCAUCAUGUCCCUGUGCGUCAUCUCCAUCGAUCGAUACAUCGGCGUCCGCUACCCCCUGCAGUACCCGAUGAUUGUCACUGAGAAGCGGGCGCUGCUCGCCAUGCUGGGCGUCUGGGUCCUCUCCAUUGUCAUUUCCAUCGGCCCACUGCUGGGCUGGAAGCAGCCUCCGUCACAGGACGACACAGUCUGUCUCAUCACUGAGGAACCCUUCUACGCCCUGUUCUCGUCGCUCGGUUCCUUCUACAUCCCCACGGCCGUCAUCCUCGCCAUGUACUUCCGCGUCUACAUCGUGGCCAAACGCACCACCAAGAACCUGGAGGCCGGCGUGAUGAAGGAGCGCCAAGAGGACUCCAACGAGCUCACCCUGAGGAUCCACUGCAGGAACCAGAACGAUCUGUGCCCCACCCCCAAGGCCGGAGGGGGCGGGGCCUCUGCCGCACGCAGCACACUCACUGUCAAACUGCUCAAGUUCUCCAGAGAGAAGAAGGCUGCCAAGACGCUGGGCGUGGUGGUGGGCAUGUUCAUCCUCUGCUGGCUGCCGUUCUUCCUGGCUCUGCCCAUCGGUUCCUUCAACAGCAGCCUUCGUCCUCCUGAAACUUUCUUUAAAGUCAUUUUCUGGUUGGGAUACUUCAACAGCUGUCUGAACCCCAUCAUCUACCCCUGCUACAGCCGCGAGUUCAAACAGGCGUUCAUCCGGAUCCUUCGCUGUCAAUGGAAGAGGAAGCGUCAGGGCUGGCAGGCAUACUAUAACUACCGCUGUCAUCAGGGUUCCAACACCUCGUCCUUCCUAAACGGCAGCCAGCAGACACUGUCCUCCAUCAGUCCCAGCCCACGCUGCGUUGCCUCUAGACUCCGCCCCCCGCCGUGGCCCUCCUCCUCUGCCCGAGAACGGCUUCCUGGGCAGACAGGAGGGGGGCAGCCGAGCCCCGUGUCCCCACUUGCUAAAGAUCCAGGGAUGCUGUCGCGGGGCACCGCGGGGCGAGGGACGGCAGCUAACGGGCGGAGUUUAAAUAAACACUAACUGACACACCUGUGGCCUCAGGUGGCCACCCUGACAUUGACAGGAAGUUGCUUUUAAAUACAUACAGGUGUCACUGCUGACAUCAAGAAACACUCUGUUCACUCUCUGAGGUGUUGUUCAUGUAUGACGACAGCGCUGGUCAGGUGGAUUUGACUCAAUAACUCACCUGAAACACGGAGGAGAAAAACAUCACCUGAAGGUUUUGGACAUUUUAGAGCCUGUUUUUCACUGCGUGAUGGCCCCGCCCACAUCACAAGGUUUUACCUCGACUGCACACGUGCAACACAUCACACCAAAAUUAGUCUCACCCCGCAUAUAAAAUACAAAACUAUUAACUUCCAUCAACACAGCUAAAUUCAGUUUAUAAUAAACCAAAUUAUUUCUUUCUGCAAGCGUGUCAAAAAAACUCAGAAUUUUCUUGAUAUUUUUUUAUGCUGUCCUGAAAUAAGAUCUUAAAUUUAAAAUCAACUUAAUUAAAAAAAAAAAAAAAAAAAAAGAAAAAUAGUUCAAAG